This is a messenger RNA of Purpureocillium takamizusanense, 645 nucleotides long. RefSeq lists its product as uncharacterized. The transcript is spliced from 2 exons. Bases 1 to 645 code for a protein of 214 amino acids. NCBI's taxonomy places the organism in Eukaryota, Fungi, Ascomycota, Sordariomycetes, Hypocreales, Ophiocordycipitaceae. The record is from RefSeq and is a predicted model, not a curated record.
AUGGCGGACUUGGCGGAGACUGAGUCGGAUCUUCAGAAGCAGUCUGGCAGCCUAACGGAGAUCGAGUUGGCACAACCCGAGACGGAUCCUCAAGAGACCGCCAGCCUCAAGCAUAUCGCCGAAUGCUGCGAGCGACGUCUGUACAAGCUCUUGCAGGACGAGGAGGACCAGGAGGACAUUGUCAAGGCAAGACAUGGGCACUGGACGUCUCGCCAGUAUGCCGAGUUCAACCUGUGGUGCGCCAAAGUCGGCAUCCAAGGCGAGGGCCUUCGGUCAAUCGACGUUCGGCUUAAAGACGUGCCCGAUAUCUGUAAACUUCUCAGACGACUGCUUCAGUCGCUGGAGCGGGACCUUAAUGAGCUGGAACAACCAUCUGAGUCAUGUGAGCAAAUAAUUGGUACCGACGACGACUACAACGAUGAUGACGAUGAUAAUGAUGAUGCCGAGUCGGACGCUUCGCUGCUCUCUUUCGAGGCUCUAUCCUCUGCCGAGCACUCCCAGGCGGGUAGUGCUCCUGAUACUCCAGCACUGUCAUCGAGGAAACGGAGAAUGGCGCUACAAGCCUACAUCGAAGACACCAUCGACCGACUGCAUGGACAUGCACUUCGAAUUGGAGACGCCGGAGCUAAUCGCCGGCGUAGAUGA